AUGGCGCUUGUCACCUUGUUGACUUCUCCGCAAGCUGUGCUCGCCUUUGGAGGAGCUUUGUUGCUUUUGCCUCUUGUUUACUACGCCAGUCUGGCCAUAUACAAUAUCUACUUUCACCCUUUGGCACAUUACCCUGGGCCGAUACUUGCCCGUGCCAGCCAUUUGUGGCGUCUGAAAGGAUACUUGUAUGGCACCGAAGCUCACGACAUCUUGGAGGCCCAUAACAAAUAUGGCGGUGUCGUUCGCCUUGCACCGGACGAGUUAUCCUACGUGAGCCCAAUUGCAUGGAAGCAAAUCUACGGUCACAAGACGGCGGGUCAGCCAGAAUGUCCAAAGGAUCCCGGGCAUCACGCGGAUCUCAAGAUUCAGACCAUCCUCAAUGCUGAUCAGGAAUAUCACGGUGUCCUCCGCAGGCUGCUCGCGCACAGUUUCUCGGACAAGGCAUUGAGGGAGCAAGAAUCAGUCCUGCUCGAGUAUGCCGAUAUCAUGGUCCGGAGAAUUGGUGAAGAAGGACAGAGCGGAGCACGAGCUGUUGAUAUAGUGGAAUGGUAUAACUUCUUCACCUUUGACGUUAUAGGCUAUCUGACCUAUGGUGAAACGUUCGGCUGUUUGUCCAGCUCCGAGCUACAUCCAUGGAUUGAUCUCAUGUUUGUCAUGGUCAAACAAAAGGCCUUCUACCAAUGCCUUCAUCGUCUACCAUCCUUUUUACGACCGGCGUUCAACCACUUCUUCCGCCCUGCCGGGCGUCAAACUACGACGACUGACAAGAUUCAAAAUCGGAUACACUAUGAGACCAAGACUCUGGACCUGGUUUUCAAGCUGAUCGAGGCAUACAAAGACGGCAAAAUGUCGUUUGAACAGCUCGAGAGCAAUACCAUGGUGCUCAUCGUGGGAGGGGCCGAAACUACAGCGACAUUAUUAUCUGGUAACGCCAUCUAUCUCAUCAUCUUCUGGUCCCCUCCCUCUUCAUUCUCUUGUGACUCCGUCCUUCUUCCGUCUAACGGGUGGCCCACGUACAUAGGCGCGACAUACUAUCUGCUCACGAAUCCAGCCUCCCUGGCGAGAUUGACAAAGGAAGUGCGCACAACCUUUGCCAGCCCGGCGGACAUCAACUUGACCUCGGUCAACGGGUGUCCGUAUCUGCUCGCCUGCCUCGAGGAGGCUCUUCGCGUCUACCCACCAUCCCCGCAGACACAUACUCGCAAAGCCCCGCGCGGAGGGGUCGAGAUCGACGGCCAGUUCGUGCCGGAAAACACGACGAUCGGUGUCCCCAUCUACGCCGCCUGCCACAGCUUCUUGAAUUUUGGGGCCCCGGACAAGUUCAUCCCGGAGAGGUGGCUGGGGAACGAGGAGUCGUCGGCCUCCUUUGCGAGAGACCGGAAAGAUGCCGCCCAGGUCUUCUCGGUCGGACCGCGUGCUUGCAUCGGACGCAAUCUGGCACUUUUGGAAAUGCGACUCGUCAUGGCCAAGCUGUUGUGGCAUUACGAUUUGAAGGAUUGUUCCAGUGGCAAUGGCAACGGCAGCAACGUGUGGGCAGACCAGAGGAUGUACAUGCUCUGGGAUAAGCCGCCUCUUAUGGUCAAGUUGGUCAAACGGGACUCGGAAUAG
Messenger RNA from Fonsecaea monophora, 1608 nucleotides. RefSeq lists its product as hypothetical. Bases 1 to 1608 code for a protein of 535 amino acids. Gene Ontology annotation, molecular function: monooxygenase activity; heme binding; iron ion binding. NCBI's taxonomy places the organism in Eukaryota, Fungi, Ascomycota, Eurotiomycetes, Chaetothyriales, Herpotrichiellaceae. The record is from RefSeq and is a predicted model, not a curated record. The transcript is spliced from 5 exons.